AUGGUUGAUAAUGCUUUUGAGAAAGCCAUUGCCAAAUUUGCAAACGAGUUGAAAGAACACAAGACUCUGACCGAACUUGAUCUUGUAUCGAACCAAAUAUCCGCGAGAGAAGGUGAAGCACUAGCAGAAGCACUGACAGUAAACAACACUCUCACUCAACUUCAUCUGGGAAACAACGAAAUAUUCGAUAGAGGAUGUGAAGCACUAGCUGAAGCACUGAAAGUAAACAACACGCUCACUAAACUUUAUCUUGCGGAAAACCGAAUAACCGAGACGCGAGGUGAAGCACUAGCAGAAGCACUGAAAGUGAACACAACUCGCACUCAACCGGAUAUUUGUAAAACGUACUAA
Molecule: messenger RNA, 351 nt
Organism: Didymodactylos carnosus
Lineage: Eukaryota; Metazoa; Rotifera; Eurotatoria; Philodinida; Philodinidae
Source: the annotation of a GenBank genome assembly